UGAUUAUAUAGUCUGUCUGUGUGACACCAAAACUGGCUUUUUCACAAUUAUUUAAAUAAUCAUCACUUAUAAUAAGCUAAAUUUACUUUGAAAUUGAAUCGAAUAGACCGGAAACGCGUGUGCAGUCCACUGCACCGUCCACUGAUUUUAGGGCACCUGGACUUUGGACACGGUUCAAAACUAUUUGCAAAGAUCAAAUUUUAUAAAGAGUUGGCGAAAAGAAUGGCAACUGUCGAAGACGUUCACGAAAAUGUCAAGAAAUACUAUGGCAGUCAACUAGGAUCAUCUUGUGACUUGCAAACCAGUGCUGCCUCUUGCAGUAAGCCCUCUUCCAUGCCAACAAGUGUCAGAGAUGCUCUGAGUCUUGUUCAUCCAGAGGUGAUCAAAAAAUUUUUUGGCUGUGGACUUCCGUUCCCCGCAAAGCUUGAGGAAUGCAGAGUCUUGGACCUUGGCAGCGGUUCUGGCAGAGAUUGUUUUGCAUUCAGUAAACUGGUUGGCCCUAAUGGACAUGUCACUGGAAUUGACAUUACAGAGGAGAUGAUCAUUGUAUCACAGCAGUAUAUCCAAUACCACCAGGAGAAGUUUGGCUAUAGUAAGCCUAAUGUUACGUUUCUUCAGGGCUGCAUGGAGAAGCUGAGAGAAGCAGGCUUACAGAAUGAUUCUUUUGAUGUUGUUCUGUCAAACUGUGCAAUAUGCCUAUGUCCUGAUAAAUUCUCUGCACUGAAGGAAGCAUACAGUGUGUUGAAGGAAGGAGGUGAGCUGUACUUCAGUGACAUGUACGCCAGCAAACCUGUUCCAGAUCAUAUGAAACAAGAUCCAGUUCUAUGGGGUGAGGGGAUGGCAGGGGCUCUCUGUUGGCAAGACUUAAUUACACUGGCUCUUAGUGUGGGGUUCAGUUCACCCUACUUGGUGUCUGCCAGCCAUAUUAUUGUAUACAAUGACGAGCUCAGAGUAAAAAUAGGUGACAUUCAGUUUGCAUCAGGAACCUACAGGCUUUUCAAGCUGCCGAAAAAUCCAGUCUGUGCUGAAGCGGAAGUUACAUACAAAGGAACUAUAGAGGAGUUCCAGGACCAGCUGAACUUUGAUUCGUUGCAUUGCUUUAAGAAAGAUGCUCCAAACAAAGUAAAUGGAGAGAUGGCAUUAAUUCUCCAGAGCUCUCGCUUUUCCCCUGAUUUCAAAAUUGAGAUUCGGGAUUUACCAAACACCUGUUCAAGGCCAUCACAGCAGAACUGUCAUCUUAAUCCUUUCCUGUUGGCUGACAAGCUGGGAUCUUCUGUGAAGCAAUGCUCUAAAACAUGCAAAUAAAGAAAAACACAUUGCUGCCAACAAAAAAACAGUAAGAUAUCUGUAAUCCCUCAGUUGUCAAAGAACGAUCCAUACCAUAGCAGAUGAAAAAAUUUAUUCUAGACACAAGUUUUAGAGUGCAGACGUUUUGGUGCUUCUUCAGUUCUUCUUGAGUUAUGUUAA
This is a messenger RNA of Boleophthalmus pectinirostris (great blue-spotted mudskipper), 1467 nucleotides long. RefSeq lists its product as uncharacterized. Gene Ontology annotation, cellular component: cytosol. Gene Ontology annotation, molecular function: arsenite methyltransferase activity. The transcript is spliced from 10 exons. The record is from RefSeq and is a predicted model, not a curated record. The coding region runs from base 223 to 1305 and encodes 360 amino acids. Lineage: Eukaryota; Metazoa; Chordata; Actinopteri; Gobiiformes; Gobiidae. Gene Ontology annotation, biological process: arsonoacetate metabolic process; toxin metabolic process.